Molecule: messenger RNA, 2880 nt
Organism: Kazachstania africana CBS 2517
Lineage: Eukaryota; Fungi; Ascomycota; Saccharomycetes; Saccharomycetales; Saccharomycetaceae
Gene: ADE3
Product: trifunctional formate-tetrahydrofolate ligase/methenyltetrahydrofolate cyclohydrolase/methylenetetrahydrofolate dehydrogenase ADE3
Exons: 1
Coding region: 1-2880 (959 amino acids)
Biological process (GO): tetrahydrofolate interconversion
Cellular component (GO): cytosol
Molecular function (GO): methylenetetrahydrofolate dehydrogenase (NADP+) activity; formate-tetrahydrofolate ligase activity; ATP binding
Source: RefSeq, a predicted model, not a curated record
AUGCCAGGAAGCAUAAUUGAUGGUAAAGCAUAUGCUUUGGAGGUUCGUAACACAAUCUCAUCAGAAAUUGAGCAAUUGAAAACGAAGUUAUCGACAUUUGAACCAUGUCUUGCGAUUAUUCAAGUCGGAGAUCGUCCUGAUUCCGCUACUUAUGUUCGUAUGAAACGUAAAGCUGCUACCGAGGCUAAGAUUAAAGUUGACUUUAUCCAUUUACCAGAUAACAUAACUGAGCAAUCUUUGCUGUCAAAGGUCGAAGCUUUAAAUAGUGAUGAUAAAACUCAUGGUAUUAUCAUUCAAUUGCCUUUGCCAUCCCACUUGAAUGAAACAAGGAUCACAUCUGCUGUGGCAGCUAAGAAGGAUGUCGAUGGUUUUGGUCCUUACAACAUCGGUGAGCUAAAUAAGAAGAAUGGUGACCCAUUCUUCGUUCCAUGCACUCCUAAAGGUAUCAUUGAAUUAUUGCAUCAUUAUAAAGUUCAAUUUGUUGGUGCAAAAGCUGUUGUCAUUGGCAGGUCCGACAUUGUAGGCUCACCUGUAGCAGAACUAUUGAAGUCCUUAAAUUGUACCGUGACAACUGUACAUUCCUAUACCAAAGACAUACCAUCUUACCUGAAUGACGCAGAUAUUGUAGUUGUAGCAAUUGGUAAACCCCAAUUUGUUAAAGGUGAGUGGUUUAAGGAUAACAAAAAGAAUUGUGUUGUGAUUGAUGUUGGUACUAAUUAUAUAGAAGAUAAAACGAAAAAAUCCGGUGUAAGAUGUGUCGGAGACGUGGAAUUUGAUGAGGCUAUCAAAUAUGUCAAGUUAAUUACCCCAGUCCCCGGUGGUGUAGGUCCCAUGACUGUCGCUAUGUUGAUGCAAAACACAUUUGUUGCUGCUAUGAGACAAGCCAAAGAUGAGUUGAUAAUUUCUGAAGAAGAUGAAAGAUUACAAAAACCCUUUUACGAACUUUUAUCAUUAGAAUUGAAGAAACCUGUCCCGUCAGACUAUGAAAUAUCAAGGGAACAAUUUCCUAAGGCUAUUACUCAAAUUGCUGAGGAAGCAGGUGUUUUAAAAUCGGAAUUUGAACCUUAUGGCCACGUUAAGGGCAAAAUUGACCUGAAAAUACUUAAUCGUCUACAAGAUAAUGUCAACGGUAAAUAUAUCUUAGUUACUGGUAUCACUCCAACGCCACUCGGCGAAGGUAAAUCAACCACGACUGUUGGCUUAGCCCAAGCAUUGGGUGCCCAUUUGAAUAAAAAAGUAAUUGCCAAUGUUCGUCAACCAUCAAUGGGUCCCACAUUCGGCAUUAAAGGUGGUGCUGCAGGUGGUGGUUAUUCUCAGGUUAUCCCAAUGGAUGAAUUCAACUUGCAUUUAACUGGUGAUAUUCAUGCUAUAUCAGCAGCAAAUAAUUUACUUGCUGCCGCAAUUGACACAAGGAUGUUUCACGAGGCUACUCAAAAAGAUGGUCCCUUAUACAAAAGGCUUGUCCCGGCAAAAAACGGUAAACGUACCUUUACCAAAUCUAUGUUAAAAAGAUUGAGCAAACUAGGAAUUAACAAGACUAAUCCGGACGAACUAACUGCAGAGGAAAUCACGAGAUUUGCUCGACUAAAUAUUGACCCAGAAACGGUUACUUGGAGAAGAGUUGUUGACUGUAAUGAUAGAUUUUUGAGAGGAAUAACCAUCGGUGAGGCACCUACUGAACGUGGCUUCACUAGGAAGACUGGCUUUGAUAUUUCUGUUGCAUCUGAAUGUAUGGCUAUACUUGCUUUAUCGGAUUCUUUAGAAGAUAUGAGAGAAAGAUUGGGUAAUAUCGUUGUUGGAACAAACCAAGAAACUGGUGAACCUAUUACUUGUGAAGAUAUCGGUUGUGCUGGUGCAAUGACAGCAUUGCUAAAAGAUGCCAUUAAACCGAAUGUAAUGCAAACGUUAGAAGGUACCCCUGUGUUUGUUCAUGCAGGUCCAUUUGCCAAUAUUUCUAUCGGUGCCAGUUCAGUGCUUGCUGAUAAGAUCGCAUUAAAGCUUACUGGUGUAAAUAAAAAUCUCUCUAAUGAAUUGAAGGAAUUGAAUACCGGCUAUGUGAUUACCGAAGCAGGCUUUGAUUUUACUAUGGGUGGCGAAAGAUUUAUAAACAUCAAAUGUCGUUCAUCUGGACUGGUACCGGAUGUAGUAAUUAUUGUUGCUACAGUAAGAGCCCUAAAAGUUCAUGGUGGCGGCCCAGAAGUCAAGGCUGGCGCACCACUACCAGCAGAAUACUCCUCUGAAAAUAUUGAUUUGCUACAAAAGGGCUGUGCCAACUUGGCCAAGCAUAUUGCAAAUGCGAAACAAUUUAACCUACCUGUUAUUGUUGCUAUCAAUAAAAUGUCUAGUGAUACACAACGCGAGCACGAAGUGAUCAAAGAAGAAGCGCUCAAAGCAGGUGCAUCCGACGCUGUGGUUUCAAAUCAUUGGGAAGAAGGUGGCCGUGGUGCAAUUGAUUUAGCACAGAGUGUAAUUAAGAUUUCGAAAGAUGAAAAUCCAGGUGAUUUCAAAUUCUUGUAUGAAACUGAUAACUCUACUACUAUUGAGGAAAAAAUUACAGGGAUCGCUCAAAAGAUGUAUGGAGCUGCCAAUGUUGAAUUUUCAGAAGAGGCCAAGAAAAAGAUUGAGUUAUAUACAAAACAAGGUUUCCAAGGAUUACCAAUUUGCAUAGCUAAGACACAAUAUUCACUGUCUCAUGAUCCUCUUUUGAAAGGUGUACCAUCUGGUUUCACGUUCCCCAUCAGAGACGUUAGAAUUGCAACCGGUGCAAAAUAUUUAUACGCGCUAGCUGCUGAAAUACAAACUAUUCCAGGUUUACCAACUCAUUGUGGUUUCAUGGAGAUAGAAGUUAAUGAAGAUGGUGAAAUCGAAGGUAUGUUUUAG